GAGGUCUGAGGUGUGAAUGGGAAUUAACAUAUCUUUUGUUUCCAAGGGUGGGAGAGGUCUGAGGUGUGAAUUGGUCAUUACAAUGUGUGACAAGCUUGGUAGGAACAUCCUGUGUUCAGUGUUUUGUCCAUUUGAGUACCUUGAAAACGAUUUGAAUGCAUUUUUCAUGAUGAAAAAAGGCUCUGGACAGCAUCUGGAAAUGGAACAGUUAAAAAAAACUUUUUAAACGCAAAUGCUUAUAAAUGCGGUUAG
This is a messenger RNA of Staurois parvus, 252 nucleotides long. NCBI's taxonomy places the organism in Eukaryota, Metazoa, Chordata, Amphibia, Anura, Ranidae. The record is from the annotation of a GenBank genome assembly.